Phytophthora nicotianae INRA-310 is the source of this 432-nucleotide messenger RNA. RefSeq lists its product as hypothetical. The transcript has 2 exons. NCBI's taxonomy places the organism in Eukaryota, Oomycota, Peronosporomycetes, Peronosporales, Peronosporaceae. The record is from RefSeq and is a predicted model, not a curated record. Bases 1 to 432 code for a protein of 143 amino acids.
AUGCAGCUGCCCCGCGAGAUCCACCUCGUCUCCAAGGCCACAACGCCGAUCUCCGAAUUCGCCAUGUCGAGCACCGAAGCCGUUCGAGAGGCAGCAGCGACCAACCAAGUCCAGUGGCUCACAGAACUGCUGAAGUUGCCCGAAUUUCGCGGCAACAUGAACGAAACAGCUCGAAACCUCACGGAAAUCGCCGCACCGGAAUUUGAUGCUUACGAACUGAGAGAGAGCUUGUACUACACGAUGGCAUGUGCAGCACGUAAGGGUCACUUUGAUAUCGUCAUAUUUCUAAACGAAAAAGUCGGAAAGGAGUUGUUCCGAGAAGACGAGAGCAUCGGCAUUGAAGAUGGAGGCCAAAGGGGAGAUGGAGAACUCAACGGUGAAGAUAAUGACGACAAUGGUGAAAAGUUAGAGGUGGUUCUUGGUAACGACUGA